CAGCAACAUUUUCUCUGCUCUGAUCUUUCCCGGCCAAAAUCCUGCAAGCUCUCUUUACCCUAGUAAAUAGACAAACCAGCCUUUGUCUCUAUCAAAGAUGGCAACUUCACACAUAAAUGAAAGUGUUAUCUUGGACGAAGUUAUGAGUACACAUGAUCCAGAUGGCAAAGAAAAUUUUGAAAUUAAUGUUAUCUUCGAUUUGGUGAAGAGCAUUCUUUAUCCUAUCACGAUUGGAGAUAGCAUUGAUGAAGAUGAAGAUUCUGAUAAGGAAGACUCUAACAAGUCUGAUGAAGAAGAAGACUCAAACGGUGACGAGUCUGAUGAUGACAAAAUGUCUAAUGAUGAGAAGGAAUUUGACAGAGAGAGGCAAUAUGCUAAAGACAUGGAACUUCCCUUUCAGUUAAAACGGUUUUCCUUUGAGAUGUCAUUGAUGUGUUCAAAAAAUGUGGAUCCACAUUCGAUUGUAUUAUAUUUUCUGAACAUGUUGUCCACAUUUUCAUGGGAAGGCAAGAUAUUGAUUUUGCUGGCAUCUUUCUCCCUCUAUUUUGGAAAAUUCAGCCUUUUUCACAGUCACAAGGGAUUGUCAGGCAAAUUGGCAAUUCUCAAUGAGCGUGAAAGUCAACUUUUGCCAAUAGUUAAAGAUUUAAUCAAAUCAAUCUUACAUUUGACUGAGUAUAUUGCUGAGCUUGCAAAAUCAUCCUCUCAUAAUUCAUCACCAAUCAUACCGAUUGGUUGCUAUUGGAUCGUCACAAGUAUCCUUACUUAUGCAUCCUAUUUCACUUCUGGCCUUAUGCAUUCGGGGUGUUUUAUAGCCGAAGAAACACGACUUUCUAGUUUAACUGUCAAAAUCAAAGACGUAAUCUCUGAAUGCCACCCGAUACUAGAAGAAAAGAGAGAAGUGGAUUCUUAUAAUGCAUUAUGUCAUGCAUUCUUUGAUGAGAAUCCAAUCCCCUUCACUUCUAAUUUGGAUGUUUUGAAGUUAUUAUUCAAUGUCCAGAAAGGUGGGAAACAGAAACUCAUCAUAUAUGAUGGUGAUGAGCAAGAAAUGGUAGAAUUACGUUCGUUGGAGAAUAAGAGCUUGCUAUUAUUAAUAUCGUCAAAUCUUGACAUUGAGGAGUACUUGAUUAAGAUAUUUAAAUACUUUCAAAAUGAAACUAAGUUGCGUGUACUUUGGAUUCCCAUAUUAGACUAUCCUAUAUUAUGGGAUAUUAGACAUAUGAAAGUAGAGUAUAGAAGAUUAGUAAAUAAAGGAGAAUUACUUUCAGUGAGAAAUGUACAGAAAUUAGUAGCACCAAGCUUUGUGCGAUUUGUUAGAGAGAAAUUGUUCGAAAUAGGGGGAGGGGGUGAGCCUAUCAUUGUGUCACUGGAUCACCAAGGGAGGAUUGUUCACCAUAACGCAAUGCACAUGAUAUUGAUGAUAUUUAUAGAUAUUGUUCAAGGGAUUAAUACUGGAGUUGAGAUUGGAGAUAGUAUAAUUCCUUUGUUACAGAAUGUGUUGAAGGAUAGGACGUUGGCAAUCAGGAGUUUGGUGCCUGAAAUUGAUGGGAAAUUAAAAGAAAUUGCUGGUAAAAUGGAAAGACUAAUGCUUGAUGAGUUGGAUGAGAUGGAGAAGCGAAUACAAAAUCCGGUUUACAGCAACAUUUACACAAGUGAAAGGGAAACAGAUCUGUGGAAGUUAGAAAUUUGGUGCACUAAGCUUAUGAUGGGAGAGUACGAAGGAGUGAUCAAGUUGGUUAAUGAGAACAAGUAUAUUUUUUUGAUUGGAGGGAAUGACUUAAAAUGGGUUAAAGCAUUCGUUUCCAAGGUAAUGCAAGUUGUUUCUUUAAACCCACAACUGGCAAUUAUGAUCACCUACCUUGGUAGCAAUGUGAAAGUUGGAUCAACGAUUCUUCAAGACAACAUUUGUGAAGCACCGACCACAGCUGUGGGCUCAUGGUUUAUUUGGGCACGUCUUCGAAGCAUAUUCUUAUCAAGGAUCAGAUUUUUAAAUCAAACUUAUUGCGAUGAAGAUCAUGAUGAAAUUGUGGAAGGAUUAAAAAAGAUGCUAGCCUAUGAAGCUAAAGAUUCAGCAGUUGAGGGAUGGGCUAUGUUGUGCAAAGGUAACAAGAUAGUUGUAUGUGACUUGGGAGAUACAAUGUUGACAGUCAUGAAUGAAUAUGAGAAAUGGAAGGAGAGUGCAAUAGCCAAAGGCUUUGAUCAAGCGUUCAAAGAUCAUCAUGAGAUGCUUAGCCGUUCUAUUUAUGCUUCAAAACAUCAUCCUUGUUGUGCUCUUGACUACCCAUGUAAUUUUGACAAAGUUCCAGAGAUUGUAAAGUGUCCCCAGUGUUAUCACAAUAUGCAAAAAUUUGUCACUUUUAGGUGUCACCAUGACAUAGUUGAUGAUGUGGAUUCCGAUGAUGAGGAUUUUUAUUAAUUAGGAUAUACUAAGUUGAAAUUGACACUUAUUGUAUUUGCAUAUGUAUAUGAAAGUUAAACUUGUACAUUCAAUUCAAUUUCUUACAAUAUAUAUGUUAUGCU
Molecule: messenger RNA, 2517 nt
Organism: Ipomoea nil (Japanese morning glory)
Lineage: Eukaryota; Viridiplantae; Streptophyta; Magnoliopsida; Solanales; Convolvulaceae
Product: protein SIEVE ELEMENT OCCLUSION B-like
Exons: 8
Coding region: 98-2413 (771 amino acids)
Biological process (GO): phloem development
Source: RefSeq, a predicted model, not a curated record